UCCGCGAAAACUGCGAGGCUGGCGGCUGGAGUGCACUGGCCCGAGAGGAGCCCGGUUCGCGGCAGCCGGAGGAGGCAGCUUAGGGGGCAGACAGACGGACGGCAGGGAGGGCCAGCAUGCCCCCACUGCUGCACCCCGCCCUGCCGCUGCUCCUGGGCGCCACGCUGACCUUCCGGGCCCUCCGGCGCGCGCUCAGCCGCCUGCCCCUGCCGGAGCACGUGCGCGCCGACCCCCUGCGCACCUGGCGCUGGCACAACCUGCUGGUCUCCUUCGCCCACUCCAUUGUGUCCGGGGUCUGGGCAGUGCUGUGUCUAUGGCAGACCCCCGAGAUGCUGGUGGAGAUUGAGACGGCAUGGUCGCUUUCUGGCUAUCUGCUCGCUUGCUUCUCUGCAGGGUAUUUCAUCCACGACACGGUGGACAUUGUGAUCAGUCGUCAGACACGAGCUUCUUGGGAAUACCUCGUUCAUCACGUCAUGGCCCUGGGUGCCUUCUUUGCAGGCAUCUUCUGGAACAGUUUUGUUGGUGGGGGAGUCCUAACAUUGCUGGUGGAGGUCAGCAACAUAUUCCUCACCAUCCGCAUGAUGAUGAAGAUCAACAAUGCCCAGCACCUCCUCCUGUACCGGGUCAACAAGUAUGUCAACCUGGUCAUGUACUUUCUCUUCCGCCUGGUCCCUCAGGCCUACCUCACCCACUUCUUCCUGCGUUAUUUGGGCCAGAGGACCCUGGGCACCUUUCUGCUGGGUAACCUGCUCAUGCUAGACAUCAUGAUCCUCAUCUACUUUUCCCGCCUCCUCCGCUCAGACUUCUGCCCUGGAGGUGUCCCCAGCCAGCAACACAAAGACAAGUUUUUGACAGAGUGAGAGGCCUGCAACUUGUGGCAUGAAGAGCAAACACAGCCAAGAACAGCCUCACCAUAUAAGAGAAUUAGCCCCAAGUCUGGGGCAUCCUCUGAGGACAGGCUCUGCACCUACUAUUGAAAAUGCUAAUGAAAGCAGUCCUCU
Lontra canadensis (Northern American river otter) is the source of this 1001-nucleotide messenger RNA. RefSeq names its product TLC domain containing 1 (gene TLCD1). Gene Ontology annotation, biological process: regulation of membrane lipid distribution; plasma membrane organization; phospholipid homeostasis. NCBI's taxonomy places the organism in Eukaryota, Metazoa, Chordata, Mammalia, Carnivora, Mustelidae. The coding region runs from base 117 to 860 and encodes 247 amino acids. The record is from RefSeq and is a predicted model, not a curated record. The transcript has 4 exons. Gene Ontology annotation, cellular component: plasma membrane.